Maudiozyma barnettii is the source of this 1083-nucleotide messenger RNA. It is a transcript of the gene IPA1, whose product is annotated as putative polyadenylation protein. Bases 1 to 1083 code for a protein of 360 amino acids. Gene Ontology annotation, cellular component: ubiquitin ligase complex; nucleus; cytosol. NCBI's taxonomy places the organism in Eukaryota, Fungi, Ascomycota, Saccharomycetes, Saccharomycetales, Saccharomycetaceae. The record is from RefSeq and is a predicted model, not a curated record. The transcript has a single exon. Gene Ontology annotation, biological process: proteasome-mediated ubiquitin-dependent protein catabolic process; protein polyubiquitination; protein autoubiquitination. Gene Ontology annotation, molecular function: cyclin binding; ubiquitin conjugating enzyme binding; ubiquitin protein ligase activity.
AUGAAGAGUUUUGUGGAGUUUCUCUCAAGAAUUGGAUGUAUUUUAGUGAUCAUUGAAGAUGUGCAAGAGGUAAGAUUGCUUGAAGUGGAUGAAGAAACUAUAUCUAUAGAGUUUCAAAACAUGGAAAGUGAGGUUAUAUAUACUAUGAAAAUGUUAUUACCAGGGAAUUUCACAAUUUCUGAUAGAAAUGUGUCAUUUAAAUCAAUUGAACAGAAUGUUUUCCAACUCCGAUUGAAAGCAAAAUGUAAUGACAUUGUACCAUCGUCAGGAUUUGAUAAUGAAAUCCAGGAGAAAUGGUGUAAAAGAGGGUUGUCCCAGUUAGGCCAUUUUACCUUCAAUUGUAUAAAUUGUAAUAAUAGGAUAAUUUCUAUGGAAAAUUUUACAAGAUUGAAUGAUAUGCCUUCUGAACAUUGGGAAGAAUUAAUGGAUUAUUGGCAUUGCCAUAAACCCUCAAUAAACGAUGCAAAUGAAUUGGGUACCAGCCUCUAUUCUAGAAAAUUUAAACAUACGUUAAGACCGAUAAAAACAGAGUUAUUAUUUGGAGGUUCGAAUAUUCUUUGCCUACCUGAAUCACUUGAGUUAGAAACCACAAUAAACGAUAAAGAAAUAUGUUGUAAAGGAUGUGGUAAUGAAUUAGGGGAAAGGACAAAGGACAAUCUUUUCAAAAUAUACAAAUGGAAUCUAAAAUUAUACAAGAAUAAUGAAGAAUAUGAGACCUUUGACCCAAUUGACGACAUAUUGAUGUCAUUACUAAAUUUUGCAAAAGAACAAUCUGGUAGGUACAUUUCAAUAUCUUACAAAGAAACAAGACUGUUACUCUGGUUAUUUAAUACAGGAUUACAUAUUACUACAUCAGAGAGCCAUACACUGAAAGAUGCAAAUAAGAUCCUAUACACCACAGAUAAUGAAUUGAUAAAUGCGACGAUACAAAACCAUAAUAUUGAAGAAAUAACGGUGCAAUCAUCACCUUUUCAAGGGUGUAUCUCCGAGCUUCGACAAAGUAAUGAGGCACUACCUAUAUCGUUACAAAAAUUUGGUAAGUGGUCCGUGGGCUACUUGGAACUAUAUAAUCAUUCCAACUAA